CAUCGGGAGCUUUAUAGAACAGCGCUGCUGCAGACUGUGUGAGGUCCUCGAUCGCUCGCAAUUUGGGGAGCUUUUGGGAAAGCCGUUGGAGAACUACUUCUCGAGACAAGAGUACAACAAUAAAUGCCGUAAUUUCCAUUCGUUGGUUUUACAGACGUCUUCGCUUAGAAUGGGUAAUGGGCUCAAUAAGGUCCUGCCUGACUUGUACUUGGGAAACUUCAAAGAUGCGAGGGACAGGGAACAGUUAGCAAGGAACAACAUCACACACAUCCUCUCCAUCCAUGACAGUGCAGCCCCUAUCCUGCCGGAGAUUACCUAUCUAUGCAUCUCAGCAGCAGACCUGCCCACACAAAACCUGACACAGCACUUCAAACAAAGCAUCAUGUUCAUGCACGAGUCCCGGCUGAAAGGAGAGGGCUGUCUGGUCCACUGUCUGGCGGGUGUGUCUCGCAGUGUCUCCCUGGUGGUGGCCUACAUCAUGACAGUGACAGGGCUGGGCUGGCAGGAGGCCCUGGCUGCUGUGAGGGUGGCUCGGCCAUGCGCUGGCCCCAACCUGGGGUUUCAGCGCCAGCUCCAGGAGUUUGAGACCACUCACGCUGACCAGUACAGGGAGUGGCUUCGGCAGGAGUACAAAGAGAGUCCCUUCAAUGACGAGGAUGACAUCCGCAUCCUGUUGGCCAGGAGUCUCAAACCCAACGGGGUGGCGGUGAAGGUGAAUGUUGAGCUGCCCACCCCUCCAGGAUUGCAGGGUACCUGAGACCCCUUAUCCAGGUCUUAAGGCUUGCAUUGGGGGAUGAUACCACUCUAGCCCCGAGAGGGGGAUGGGG
This is a messenger RNA of Coregonus clupeaformis (lake whitefish), 827 nucleotides long. Its product is annotated as dual specificity protein phosphatase 22-B. Lineage: Eukaryota; Metazoa; Chordata; Actinopteri; Salmoniformes; Salmonidae. Gene Ontology annotation, molecular function: protein tyrosine/serine/threonine phosphatase activity. The record is from RefSeq and is a predicted model, not a curated record. The coding region runs from base 170 to 757 and encodes 195 amino acids. The transcript is spliced from 7 exons. Gene Ontology annotation, biological process: protein dephosphorylation; regulation of cell population proliferation; positive regulation of JNK cascade. Gene Ontology annotation, cellular component: cytosol.